UUAGAAGCUGACAGAUGCAUGAAAAUCAAUAAAAAUGAAGAACUCCGGUAUUGUGUGUUUAUUUUUUCUUGUUUCGAUAUCUGAAUCAAGAAAAGAACAUAUUUCACCUUAUUUAUAUAACCUUUUGAAUGAUCCAGAUGUAAUGGCUAAGUUAGAGAAGCGAUUUGGAUUCCCAGAAAACGACUUGCCGAGAGUCUCUGAUGUUCAUUCCCAGUGUCGUUUUCUCUCAGGAAGACUUAACGGAGAUUGUGACUUCAUUGCAAGAAAUGAAACAAUCAUAAAGACGGAAGAGUCAUUAGCAAAGGGAGCCAAAUUCUUACAGGAUGUCUCUAAUGUUAGCUGCCCCAGUGAAUGCACAGAACUUUGCUGUAAACAUGAAGAUUGUGACACUGCUGUUUACCAAGAUAAGGGAGAACACAACUGCUAUCUGUUUCAAUGCGGAGACUCAAGUGUUUGUGUAUUUGCUGACCACCAUGACUACUGGAUGAGCUCUAUAUCGAAAGAGGCUCAUAACUCCCACAGCUACACACCUGGUGGGGCUACACACAGCCAUGAAAACGAGCUGAACAAUCUUCACUCAGAAGAUGACGAUUCUUUGAAUGUUCGGUUCCCAGCACCACUAAAACCUAAGGAAUCUGUAUCCACCACAACAACAGAACAAACAACAAUAACAACCCAGACAGACCUUCCACCUAAAGCAACAGUGGCCUCUUCAAGACCAGGUCUGGGAGAGUACUGUGAGUCAUAUGAGACGGAAUGUACGGACCCGCAUGCUGAAUGCCUGCUGCAGACCUGCAGAUGUCGUGUCGGAUACCACCAGAAACAUGGAAUCUGUCGUAAACAUUGCAAACACGAAGAGUUUGAGUGUGAAAACAUUGUGUAUGGCUCAGACUCGCGGCAAUGUGUGCCAGAACGCUACGUGUGUGACGAACAACAGGACUGCAUUGAUGGCUCUGAUGAACUAGAUUGUGUGGACCAAAGCAAGCAAGGUAAAGCAGAUGACAUGAGUUACAAGGACGCAGAGGAACCAUCAAAAUCAAAAGGCUCUCCUAAUGUUAAUGGGCCGGCUGACAAACCCUCAGUUCAAAAUACUCCAAGUGUGACAGUUCCAGUUGCUGAACCAACCCCUGCCCCCACUCAGAAACAAGAUCCAGAAGCAAACAAAGCUGGAACCACGUCGACUGAAACACCGAAAACUGUUUCAUCUGCCACAGGUUUAAGCACAUCUAAACAGGUUGAGAAAGAUUCUAAAAAUAGUAUCACAGAAUCUAAAAAUAGUAUCACAGAAUCUAAAAAUAGCAACACAGUAUCUAAAAAUAGCAAUACAGAAUCUAAAAAUACUGACACAGGUUCUAUGAAAAUUGAGAGCAGUAAUAAGAACCCCGAUCAAAACUCUAAAAACAGUGGCUCAGCCGGUAAAAAUAGCAACUCAUCAUCUGCAAAUGUGUCUGAUGAAAAUGGUGUUUCCUAUCAUAUACUGAAUAGUGGUAUGGUCAAAGUUGAGUCAUUCACAGAUGGGUCUCUAGGUCCAGUGGUGGCACUGUCCCUGGGGUUGGCUAUCACACUCAUGUUGCUGAUAUUUGUGGGCUGUAGGCUUCGUACAGUGAAGCGCAGGCUGCGCAAGGGUCGGGCCCUUCAUUCAAACGAGGCUGAUUACCUCAUUAACGGCAUGUACCUUUAAUUUAUAGAGAGCUUUUUUACAAAAAAUAAUUUGGGUAAAAAUAGGAUCUAUGAUGGCAUUAUGUUUCAUUGAGUUUCUUUUUUGGUUCACAAAUAUAUAUUGAAGUUUAUUAAUGCCUAAAGGUUAGACUCUUAUUCAAACGAAUAUGCUUAUCUUAUUAAUGUCAUGUACAUUAAACUUGAGAGCUUUUUUUUCCGAAAAGAAAUGUUUUGGGUAAAAAUAGGAUCUAUGAUUACAUUAUGUUAUAUAUUUUGUUUCUUGUUUGUAUUAAACAUAUAGAAGUCAUUGAAUGUUGUCAAUCGCAAAGGUGGAGCCCUCCAGCCAAACAAGGCUGAUUUUCUCAUGAACCCAUAUGCCUUUAAUUCGGUUACAGCCUUUUUUUAGAUUAAAUAAUUUUCAUUAAAAUGAGAUCCAUGUUGACAUAAUGUUCUAUUUUUAUCCAAGUUUGUAUGUGAGUGUUUCUUGUAAGUUAUUGAAGUAACUUUAGCUGGUGACAUUUUCUGUUUCAUAUUAAUGUGUUGUUAUUUUUUGGUUUGAUAAUUACCUUGAAUACUCGCGUCUUUAUUCGGACUCUCUGCAAAUGAAAAAAUUAAAAAGACCGUUUUCAAAUUUAGAUUCAAGUAAACAAAAAGUUAACAAUUAAAAAAGUAUUGUUUGAGUGUUUACCAAAACUGACCAACAUAUUGCUGUUAAUGUUUUUAUUAAUAAUAUAACAUUUUGCCAUUUUUAGUUAAUGACUUAUUGAACUAAAAGUUAUUUUCUGACGUAGUUUAUCUCUUCUGGAAAGGUUUUUUGAAAGUGAAAUGAUGCCUCCUUUUUUAAUAGCUCAUGAUGAAUCUCAUCAGAUAUAUCUUUAUGAAAAUUAUUCUGAUAUAUGAUUUUUUUAGAAAAAAACUAAAAAACAUCAAUAAAUGAAUGUUACUUAUUUACAUUUUAAGUUCUUUGGAAUUUUUAAAUCUGGCAUGCAUAUUAGCAUUUAUCAUUUUAUAUUAUAUGUCUUGUCAUAUGGAAGAAAUUUAUAAAUACUGAUAUUUUGUAUCUCUGUUACGAUAUUAUUCCAAAGAUAAUUAAUGCAUUGUUUUUUUUUUGUAUUUAUUUAUUGUUAUGCCUUAUCAUCCAAAACAGUACAGAUAUUCUUUGAACAUCAAAUCUUAUUUAUUGGAUUUCUCUGUGUGCUAUGAACAAUUUGUUUAAAGAAUUUUGAUUAUUUAAUUAUUUAUGUUGUUAUUUGGUUAUUAAUAUGGUUAAAGUGUUAUUUUGCUGUAAGUUAGACAACCAUCACUGUAUAUCAGUGCAGUCCUGAGUAAGAAUCUAAAGAUAUUGUAGAAAUUAUGUGUCCUUAUUUAGAAUGUGUAAAAUUAAUUUAGAAUAGAAAAAGGUAUUAAUAUUUGGGUGUAUUUGUGUUAAAAAAAAACAACAAUUUAAUUAUCCAGCAAAAUACAUGGAUUCAGAGGAAAUUCUCUGUAAAUUUAGCUUAAGUUAGAGUUAUGAGUAAUGUUAUACUUACAAAUAAAGAAAGCAAUUUUUUGCACAAGUUUUGGUACCACCGUAUUGAAUAUCAAGGGCUGAGAUGAUAAGAUUGUGUUUUUUUAUACAUUUAUUUAAACAUUUAUACAUAGCUCUGUGCAAUCUCACACAACAUGACGCUUAGUUAUGAAUGGGACCAAUAAGUUGUCAUUCAUUUUUUACAUUACAAUUAAUUUAUACAUUUCUUUUACUGUAUUUCACAUUCCACUAUAUUAUGUAUAUAACCUAUACAAUGUAUUGCUCUGAAACCUUUACCUUGCGCUGACCUUUAUGCAUACAGUAAUUUAAAUAGAAAAUAAUAAGUCCCCUUAAUGGAAUCAAAGAGAGUCUACUUGAAAAUACUGUUAUCUUAUCAUAACAAACAUGAGACAGAUAAACAAAAACAAAGCAAUUUGCAAAUAAAAUAAACCAGUCAGACAUGUAAGUGAGGUGCAUUCUCAAGUUCAAAAAUCCAAGAGAGUCCGCUCAAUGUGUCAGAGGUUAAAAACUUUUUUUUUAAUGUUGGAAAGCAUCAACAGCUGAGUUGUACAGAUCUGUCGUAGUCUUAGUCAUGUUUGUUAGGGAGUUACUUUUUAAACGUGAACAUGUACACAAAAUGGUUGUGAAUAACUAUGAUUGUCUUUUCUGUGUUGUGAAAUCGUCUGCGAUAUUUUAAUCAAAGUUUCUUUUCAAAUUUGUUUCUGUUGUUGGUUAAAAUUGCUUUUCCUAUUUGACAUUCUAAUGUUUGAACGAUUCAUAAGGAGUUGUAUGAAUUUUGUCAUUCGAAAAUGGGUUUAAAGCCAUAUGCAAACAGAGUAGCUGAAGAUCAGCCUGCGCAUUCACACAGUCUGGUCAAGAGGUACCCUGUUGGCUCAUGAGACCAUAAAACCGUACAUGACUUUAUAAUGGACAGAGUAGCUUCAGGCCAGACUGAAGGCGUACACAGACUGGUCUGGAGCUACGCUAAUUGCAUAUGGUAUAAGACCUAUUAUCGCAAGACAUAGUUCAUAUGUUUUUGUUAUCAGAAUUGAGGUGAAAUAUUUAUCAUGAGGAAGAUCCAGAGAGAUCAUAAUUCAAAUAUGGGCAUUGAUAUGCUUUUGUAGACAACACUGGUUAAAGUUUAAAACCAUACUUAAGUGAUUAAAGAACAAGUGAGAAAGUUGUCUUUUAUUGUGUGGAAUCCAGUUUGGUUUUGUUACGCUGUGCAAAUGUAUGUACAUUAAAUUACUAUUUGAUCUUAUGUUUUCGAUAGACUGUAAGACUAUGUUUGUAUGAUAUUUAUUGUACUUGUUUGCUUCAAACAGUUGGUUUGAAUUAACAAUGAUAUUAACAGUGAUGUUCAGAAAGUUCUAUUUGUCAGUGACAACUGGUUAUCUUCAAUGUUUGGGUGCAGUUACCAAACCAUCAUAUGAAAAUCUUAAAUCAGGAAAUUGUGUAUAACGAUGCAGGAAGAAAUGUCAUUUUAAAAGGAAAUUUAUAUUAAAAUGGAAAUGUUAAUUUCCAGAGAUCAGCAUACAUUGGUCAGACUUCAGCAAAACAAUCCAAUAUAUUAAGGUUUCAAAAAUAAAAGAUGACUGUAUUUACAAUGUUUUUGUUUUUGAAAGUAUAAUAAUAAAAAAAAUAAUAAUAUACUGUUAUGUAUAUUUCUUAUUUUUGUACUACCAUGUAUUAUAAUGUUACGCAUUUUUAAAAGCAUGUUGUUAAUGUUAUGACGUUUAUAUACCUCUUUUUGGGGAUAUGUAAAUACUUGCAAAUAAUAUUGAUGUAGAUUUUCAUUCAUAAUGAGCCGUGUCAUGAAAAAUGGGUCUUAUAACAUAGUGUGCGUCUUGGUCAGGAGCUAAUAAGACCACAAACUUUGUGUGAUUUUAUAGCGGACGAGCUAGCUCCUGAUCAGACUGCACGAAUGCACAGGGUGGUUUUGAACAAGACUGGCCCCUUGUGGCUUAAGACCCAUUUUGGCAUGACGCUGUACAUAUGUUGAGUAUUUAAGCCUCUUACAACAUUACCAAUCAGUAACUCUUGAAGAGCACUUGUGCAUGUUUGCUUACAUGAUGUAAAUGCACUGCUAGGUAUAAUUUGUCAACUUUUCUAUGAUGUGUAUGCACUGCUAGGUAUAAUUUGACAACUUUUCUAUGAUGUGUAUGCACUGCUAGAUUUAAUUUGUCAACUUUUUUAUGAUGUAUAUGCACUGCUAGAUAUAAUUUCUCAACUUUUCUAUGAUGUGUAUGCACUGCUAGGUUCAAUUUCUCAACUUUUCUUCAGCAUGUUUUGAUGUACAUUUUUAGCCCACUUCAGCACUAUGUGGUCAGGAUGAGCUAUUGGGGUACCAUGAUCCAUCCUUUAUAUGGGUGUGUAUGUCAUGUAUAUAGUGAAACCAAAAAUAUCUCAUUCGCUGCAAAUUGGCAAAGCCCUGAGGUUUUGUAUUUGUUAUGUGGCAUCAUUUAGUGGUCCUUUUAUAAAUAAUUUUCAAUUAUGUCCCUGGGGGUCACAAUUACAUUGUUUUUUAUAUGUAAAAUGUCAAAAUUUGGACAUCUCUGAAAUCACAAGACCUAGAAGUUUGCAUCUGGUAGAGAGGUCCUUUACCAACUUUGUUAAAAUCUUGCCAUAAAGCUGGACAAGACCCAAGGAUCACCCGUUUAUAACACAAAUUUACAUAGGAGAAAAAAACUUAAAAUCUUCUUGUAUGAAAUUGCAAAGCACAAGGCUUACAUAUUUGGUAUGUACCAUCAUCUAGAGUUUUUCUACAAAGUGUGCUCAAAUUAUGCCUCACAUUUGGUAUCAUUUUUGUCGAGAGUUGACUACAAACUGUUUGUUACAACUUUGCCUGUGGGACCAGAUAUGUUCAAAGUAUGAACCUGUUGCAAAAGUAGCCCCAAACCAGGGGUCUCAUGUAUUGUACUUCUGAGUUACAGUUUCAGAGGUGAACGUUCAAGGAUACUCAAGUCCUCUUGGUUGUGCAUUUAGUAAUAUGUAUUCUUAUUGUUUUGUGGCUUUUUCAUGUAGAACAAUCUUUUUCACCAUUUCCAUACAAUUUUGUCCUAUUUCUUUUCUAUGAUAAUUCCAGCUGUUUGAAUUCCAAAGGUACAGAAUUCCAAAAUAUUAUACUUGUGAAGAAAUUCAUUUGAAACCUUAUUGUCUUAUGCAUGGAACAGCUGUCUUGUAUGUGAGGUAGUAGUAGUAGGAGCUCUUCUUUUAAAUUAAAAUCAUGUGAACCAAGAAGCUUAAACUUAAGUUGUUUUAAAUGUAUAGGUUUUGUGCAAUGGAAUUUAGUUUAGUUAAACAUUUAUGUACUGUUACAUGGUGUCAUUAAGUUUUUGUUUAUUUUAUUAUUUGUUUGGUUUAAAGUGUAACAACUAUUUUGUUCUUUAUUUCUUUAAGCUGUUAAGUGUGGAAACUACCACAAAUGUAUGUGUGGAAACAUUUACAAGUACAAUAGCUUUUAGCUUUUUGUAUGAUUUUACUAUCAUGCUAUUUUUUUUCAACAUUUCUGUUAGCAAACUAACGGAAACAGACUAAUUUCUGAAUUUGCAUCACUAAUAAAAUUUGAUACAAACA
Messenger RNA from Dreissena polymorpha, 6742 nucleotides. Its product is annotated as low-density lipoprotein receptor-related protein 11-like. Lineage: Eukaryota; Metazoa; Mollusca; Bivalvia; Myida; Dreissenidae. The record is from RefSeq and is a predicted model, not a curated record. Gene Ontology annotation, molecular function: protein binding. The coding region runs from base 35 to 1681 and encodes 548 amino acids. The transcript has 8 exons.